GUCAGUGCUAGAAGUCUGAGAGGAGGCAAAGCAAACCUCUGUCUCAUCCAAGCGUUUGUGGAAAGAGAGAGACAGAGACAGACAGAGACUGGCUCUGGUGUAGUGUAGUGUAGUGUAGUGUAGUGUAGUGUAGUGUAGUGUAGCAGUUGUUGUGGUGUCGUGCUGAAGUUGGGUGUGAUGUCACUGCCGCUGCUGCUCCCACUGCUCUCUCUGGUGGCUCUGGGUCAGGCGUGUCUGGAUCCUGAGGAGGCGUAUAGGUUCACAGGAGCCGUUUGCAGGCUCACCUAUCCCGCCGCGCUGGUCUUGAAUGAGAAAACCACGCGUGUGAUCGAGGCUGCUUUCCAGCAUGCAAAAUACCCCAGCAUAGAGGGGCAGAAAGGCAUGAUGGUGUUUGGGAAAGUGUCCUACGGACUUCACAAUCUGGAGAUCCACAACCUGUCUAUCGGUCACAGUGAGGUGGAACUGCAUGCUGGGGAAGGGAUUGGCCUCCUCAUCUCGAACGUGUCUGCAGUGUUCAAGGGGACUCUCAAAUAUGCCUACGGGAGCUGGCUGAUUAGGGUGUCACAGACUGUUGACUUUGAGAUUGAAUCUCAAAUUGACCUUGGUGUCAACCCAAAGCUUUACUGCAGAGCUGGGAAGGUGGCUGCAGACACCUCUGACUGCUUCCUCACAUUCCACAAACUCAAGCUGAUUCUGCAGGGAGAUAGAGAACCUGGCUGGUUGAAACGAGUCUUCACAGAUUUCGUCACCUUCACAGUGAAACUUGUCAUUAAAGGCCAGAUUUGCAAGGAGAUCAACAAUGUAGCAAACAUUCUGGCAGACUUCAUACAGAACCAAGCAGAACAGUUUCUCAGUGAUGGCAACAUCACAAUCAACAUCGGAGUGACCUCAGCGCCAGUCAUCACCUCCAACUACGUGGAGUCUUAUCACAAGGGUCUGACCAUCUAUAAUGGCACGAAAGCUGUCAUCAAUGGCUCGGUCUUCCACCCAUCUCAGCUGACCGAGGACCACAUGCUGUACUUCUGGUUAUCUGAUGGCGUCUUUAACCCACUAAUAGCUGCUGCUCACCACGACGGACGCUUCAUCAGGAACAUCAGUGGAGCUGAACUCAUGAACCUCUUCAAGACAGACCUAUCUACAGAAAUGCCAGCCUCCAUCAAGCAGAUCCUUGCCUCGGAGGCUGCUGUGUUGACCGCCUGGAGUGUAAGCGUGCCUCAGCUGUGGAACGUUCCCGACGGAACGCACGUGAAGGCGGUCGCUGCUGUAGAGCUGUCCCCUGGCGUCCCCAGUGCCGACAUCCCCUCACUAUACUUUGAGACGGAGGUGGAGGUUAGUGUGCAGACAUCUUACGCAGACAAGAAACUCAUUCUGAAGGCUGCGCCUGUUAAAAUUUCCAUAGAUAAGAUUCUUCAAAACCAAGAUACCAUUGCGCUGGAAGAUGCCCUGGUGAAUUACUUAACUGAAGCUGUAGAAAGGAUUGGGAUACCCAAAGUCACAUCAUACCUAGAGCCAGGCUUGACAGCUUUGAUGGACAUGCAGGGACUGAAUUUGUUUGACAUCAUCAAUCCUGAGGUGGUGACACAAAAUGGGUAUGUGGUCGUCCGGAUGGGAUUUGGAUUUCCUCAUCAUCUACUUGUUGAGUUUCUAAAGAAAACACUAGUGUAACAUGACUGUGUAACUGUGAAUUGACUUUUUUGGGAGGUAUUUUGUCAUAUUUUUGAAUUAACUAAAAUAAUUUGACCUUUGUUUUA
Alosa alosa (allis shad) is the source of this 1751-nucleotide messenger RNA. Its product is annotated as cholesteryl ester transfer protein, plasma. The transcript has 16 exons. Gene Ontology annotation, biological process: cholesterol homeostasis; triglyceride transport; phosphatidylcholine metabolic process. The coding region runs from base 178 to 1665 and encodes 495 amino acids. The record is from RefSeq and is a predicted model, not a curated record. Gene Ontology annotation, molecular function: triglyceride binding; cholesterol binding; cholesterol transfer activity. Gene Ontology annotation, cellular component: high-density lipoprotein particle. Lineage: Eukaryota; Metazoa; Chordata; Actinopteri; Clupeiformes; Clupeidae.